This is a messenger RNA of Cyclopterus lumpus (lumpfish), 4120 nucleotides long. It is a transcript of the gene rgl3a, whose product is annotated as ral guanine nucleotide dissociation stimulator-like 3a. Gene Ontology annotation, biological process: positive regulation of GTPase activity; Ras protein signal transduction. The transcript has 18 exons. The coding region runs from base 204 to 2618 and encodes 804 amino acids. Lineage: Eukaryota; Metazoa; Chordata; Actinopteri; Perciformes; Cyclopteridae. The record is from RefSeq and is a predicted model, not a curated record. Gene Ontology annotation, cellular component: plasma membrane. Gene Ontology annotation, molecular function: guanyl-nucleotide exchange factor activity.
AUGGCUGCCAGCAGCGCGAGUGAGCGCCACCGGGCCUCCGAAUCAACACCUAUCGGAGGGCUCUCGGGCUUUUUCACUGUCACGUUUUUGUAGGUGCACACUGUCAGAACAAUGUGCUGUAACCCACCAUCAGACGAGGCAGCAGGUGUGGGAGAGAUCUGACGAGUUGUGUGUGGGCCCGUGAGCGUGACGCAGAGUUGAAGAUGAGGACUAUUCCUGUGUACGGAGGUGGUGAUGGAGGGGAGUCCCGCGGCCUCCGCAGCCGAGUGGGCAGGAUGAAAAAGCUGUUGUGGCUCCGGCCGAGUCACUGCGUGGACGUGCACAUGGACACAGAGCCCGGCGUGUGGCUGACCAGCUUCCAGUUAUUGGACGCCGAUGGACAGUACGAGGAUCCAGUGCAGGAGUGGGGGGAGGAGGAGGAGGACGGGGCUGUGUUUGGAGUCACGCUGCGCAGGGAACCCGUCCUGCCGAGCCCUGACACACCGGAGCUCCCGACAGCCUUCAGCUUCGUUCAGUACCACACGGUGAAGGUGCGCAGGCUGAAGGCCGGCACCCUGGAGCGCCUGGUCACCCACCUGCUGGACCCCGAGCACCAGGAGCCCGACUUCAUCCGAGUCUUCCUCUGCACCUACAGGGCCUUCACCUGCAUCAGCAGCCUCAUCGAGCUGCUGUUUCAGAGAGACGAUUCAGUCGCCAACCUGGAUAACACUGUCUGCCAUCGCAGUACCUUACUCCCGGUGAUCCGGCUGUGGCUAGAGGAAUAUGGUGAAGACUUCCACCAGCCCCCUCAUUAUCAGGCCCUCCGGCUGUUGUGCGUCCACUUGCGGCAUCGCCUCUGUUUCAGACGCUUGGCUCAGACUGCAGAGAGCCUCCUCAAGAGGCUCCAGGAACAAGAUUGCAGCCAGUCUUCGUCACAGCGCAACGGUGAAUCACUGCAGCAGGAGCACAGGGAUCAGGAGGACAGCGGAGAGACGUCCACGAAGGAGGAGGACAAAUGCAACUUCAAGGACUUCGCUGUGAGAGAAGUGGCGGAGCAGCUGACCCGGUUGGACGCUGAGCUGUUUGUCCGACUGGAGCCCUUCCACUGUUUGGGUUGCGUCUGGUCCCAACGCGACAAGAAGGAAAACAGAAACCUGGCGCCCACCGUCCGCGCCACCAUCUCCCAGUUCAACGCCGUCACCAACCGUGUCAUCACCUCACUCCUCUGCCCGUCCUCUCCAAGCCCUUCCACUUCCUCUCCCGUCUCAUCACCCAGCUCCUCCUCUACCUUCCUGUACCCCUCCACUGCUCCGAGCUCACCUCGCUGCUCUCACAUCAGCCCCGGCCACAGGGCAUGCAUCAUCGAGGGCUGGAUCGCUAUAGCUCAGGAGUGCAGACAGCUGAAGAAUUUCUCCUCUUUGAGGGCCAUCCUUUCAGCCCUGCAGUCCAACUCCGUGUAUCGCCUCAAGAAGACUUGGGCUGCCGUUAGCAGGGAAAGUAGGAACGCCUUUGACCACUUGAGUGAGACUUUCCCUGAUGAGAACUGUGUGCUGACCAGCAGAGAGAUCCUGGUGGAGGAUGGGACUCAUCCAAACGGCAGUGCCACCCCGAGCUCCGUGUCCAGGACUAGCUUCAGCAGCGGUGUGGUGCCGUACCUGGGCACCUACCUGACGGUCCUCACCAUGCUGGAUACAGCUCUGACGGACACCGUAGAGGGCGGACUCAUCAACUUUGAGAAGCGCAGACGGGAGUUUGAGAUUCUCUCUCAGAUUCGGCAGCUUCAGGCUUCUUGCUCUCGCUACAGCCUCCCAGUAAAUUCUCAUAUCGCCGCCUGGCUGCAGACGCACACACUGCUCACAGACCAUGAGAGCUAUGAGAUGUCUCGUGAUCUGGAGCCUCCAGUUGACCCCUGUCCCAGCUCUCCCAACUCAUGGAGCAGUCGACUGCUGACUAAGAAACUUGCCACGUUGCGACCGGGCUACGACAACUCCCUGAGGAAGACCAACGCUGACCAGAUCAGUGUGUCAUCUUCUGGCUCCAGCAGUUCAGAAAUGGAGGACCUCUCUGUCCCCCAGCCCUCCCCCCUCAGACUCAAACUCAAGUCUCUUUCAGGCUCUCUCCAUGAUGUUGCAGAGGAUUUCUCCUCCAGCUCCUCGUCCUCCUCCUCUCCCAGUCUUUCCAGCUCCUCCUACAGCUCCUCCCAUCCGGACCUCAGCUCUUCCUCUCUGGUCCUGAGCCCAGACUCGUCUUCGUCCAGCGGCUCCUCUCCGGCCGGGCUGCCCGUCUACAACAAGCAGGUUGCUGACUCGUGUAUCAUCAGGGUCAGCGUGGAGUCCGUUAGCAAUGGAAACGUCUACAAGAGCAUUCUGCUGACCAGUCAGGACCACACACGUCAGGUGAUCGAGAGGGCUCUUGAAAAACACAACAUGGAGGAUUUCAGCUGCCAGAAUUUCAACCUCUGCCAGAUGCUCAACAAUGGAAAAGAUCUUCAGAUCCCCGACAAAGCCAAUGUAUUUUACGCUAUGUGCACCUCCGCCAACUAUGACUUUGUGCUGCGUUGGCGCUGGAGGAACCACGGGAGACGUCUGGGCUCCUCCUCCAGUCCUGGAGCUCAACCCAAGAGCCGUUACUCCAAGUGACAAGCGUCUGUCCUGGCUGAAUGUUAGGAGUUCAUAGAGAAGACGAGGGGGCUGCUCAUCUGCAAGCAACACCCCAACAACACUGCUCUGGCCGUUUGUGACGACUCAUCGUCAUGAGAUUGUCUCUGUACAGCAGAUAUGAGCCACUCUGAAAUGGAGACUCACAAGCAACCGAUGCUGACAAUUAAUCCUGAGGAGUUUGCGUCAAUGAGCAACAACUGAGACGUGCUGUACUCUGGACUGUUUGAAGAGUGUAAUGCAAGAAGAGAAAACAGUCCACGUACACAGAAGUGAGACACUGAGAAAGGAGAAAAGGAUUCUCAUUUUGUUCUCCAUCUCCUCAAACAUCAACAUCUUUGGAUAAAUUAACCAACAGUCACUCAGGUCGACCAGGAUGAGGAGGAAAACGUUCAUGUGUCGUUAUUCUACAGGAAAAAUAGUGGCUGCAGAAUCAGGCUGCAGGACUCCUACAGCAGCCCGUGUGGCUGAACUAAACUCUUAACUACGCGAAGCAGUGACUCAGAAGGAGUCAUGCCGACUGUUAGUUGAUGAGUCAACAUUUCAGUUGUACCGGGCACACCGAAGAGCAACGAGACUCCCUUAAAUCAAACGGUGUGUGAAACACAGUUUGGACUCCUGACAUUGAGUUUCCUUUUGUCUGUAAUAAGUAUUCAAUUGUCUUCUAGUUGAGGAUUUAAAUGUUUUAUUGUAACUUAAUGUACUUUUAAAAACUUAAAUUAUUAAAUGCAUUUCAGUAUUGAGCGUUGAGAGCUUAAGGGGCAUGAGGAAAAUGUGUUUUGAGUUUUUGUUUGUUUUGUUUCUCUGUGGCAUUUAUGUCCGAGGGUUUGAAGAGGUGUUGUGUUGAUGAGCUAGAAGUGUCUCUGGUGUGUUUUCCUCUCUAGUGAUGAAGGCUGUGAUUCAGGUGAGGCUGCUGUAAUCCGGUGGCUAUUAAAUAACAACAUAUAUAUAUAUAUGGAGUGGUAUGAAGCUCACUCCAGAAUGGUACAAGUAUGUGAAAAUUAAGUGUCUGCGUUUGUGAGUUUCAUACAAUCAUCACAGUGAUGUGAAGUCCUCCCCCAAACUCUUAAGUAUUAUAAGUGACAACUUGUUUGAAGGUAAAAGAAGUUGUUCACAUUUAUUUAUUAGUUUCUCCUCAGUUUUGGGCCGGAUUUUGCAUCUCUGUGCAGCUUUCUAGCUGCUGUGGCUCGUUAGUCAGGUGAAAGGUUGGUAGCAAAGGGCUGGCAGCUGCAAUACAUAUAAAGUAUGAAGGAGGAGUCGACAGAGUGACUUCUGCUGUGUCCAUCUCUCUUUCUUCCUGUCUGUCCGCUGUAUUAUGAGAAGGUUUUCAUGUUUCUUCUCUCCAAUAUGUUUUAAUUUAAGUGAAGUUGUCAACGUUACUGUAUGCAAGUUGUAAUUGAAGCCUAAAUGUCUUUGUUCUAAUAUUUUCUUCCAACAGAUUCUUUAUUUUUUAUUGUUAGCACUUAAUGUGUAUAAUUAAUAUU